Daktulosphaira vitifoliae (grape phylloxera) is the source of this 1881-nucleotide messenger RNA. Its product is annotated as coiled-coil domain-containing protein 186-like. Gene Ontology annotation, biological process: vesicle cytoskeletal trafficking. Gene Ontology annotation, cellular component: trans-Golgi network. The record is from RefSeq and is a predicted model, not a curated record. The transcript has a single exon. Gene Ontology annotation, molecular function: small GTPase binding. NCBI's taxonomy places the organism in Eukaryota, Metazoa, Arthropoda, Insecta, Hemiptera, Phylloxeridae. Bases 226 to 1689 code for a protein of 487 amino acids.
UAAUGUGAUACGAGACUGAAUAAAAUCAUUGAGUAGUCUAUGAAUAAAAUAUUUACUAAUAACACUUUUAAAACAUUUUAAUAAAUUUUUAGUCGUGGUGUUUAUGUUAAAUUAAUUGUUCUUCCCAAUAUGAGUUAUUAAAACAAAAUUUUAAUUUAAAUAUGUUCAUUAUUUUGAAAUUGUUUUAGGAUGGCUUAAUGUUGGUCUUAUGUUUUUUUUCUAAGCAUGGAAGUAGAUACUACAAAACAAGAUCCUAUAGACUCACCAUGUAAAAUUAAUCAGAUAAAGAAGCUGGAUGAUAUCAAUAGUAAUGUUCAAGAAGAGACUUGUUUAGUUGAUGAAGGUCAGAAAGUUGAAUCGUCAUGUGUUAAUGGUAAAAAAUUGGAUGAGUUUAUGUGGCAACAAAAAGAUGAACUUGACUAUUUUAAAAGACAAUUAGCCGUAAGUGAGCAUAAAUAUUUAACUGAUAUAAGUAAAUUAAAAUCACAAAUACAAUCAUUAAGUAAGGUAUAUGAGACAGCCAAAAAUGAAAAAGAAUCAGCAUUUAUGCGAUAUGUAUUGAAAGAAAAAGAAAUAUUAGAUUUGAAUAAUGAGAAAAAAAAGUUGCUUGAUGGUAUUAAGGAAAAAGAGAAACAAAUUGUAAAAUUAAAAACCAAUAAUAGAGAAGCAACAGAUUUUUUGAAUACUAUUGAAAUAAAAAACAAAGAGCUAAAAGAAACAAAAAUUUGUAUUGAAAUUUUGAAAGAAGAGAAAUUAAAAAUAUUAAAAGACUUGGAAUGUUGGAAAAUUAAACAUGAGCAAAUUACAAAAACUUCUCAAGAAAGUGAAAGUAAGUUAAAACAUGAAAUAGAAACUUUACAAGUUAAAUUAGAGGCAUUGACCAAAGAAAAUGAAGCAUUUAAUCAAGAAAGUAAUUUAGAAAAACUAGUUAUUGAAAGUCAAUUUUAUGUAACUUUGAAAGAACAUUCAGAUCAACUUUUAGACCAAGUAAAUGUAUUAAAUAGAACUGUUGAAGAUUUGAACUGUAAAUUGACAGAAUGUGCAUCAACUAUCACCUCAUUAGAAAAUGUUAAUAUUGAUCUUAAGACACUUAUGGAAAGCAAUGAAACAAGAACAAAAGAACUUCUUUUAUUUACUGAGAGUAUAAGUUCACUUAAUGCAUCAUUACAGACUGAAAAUACAAAUUUACAUGUUACAUUAAAUAAAGUACAAAACAACUAUGAAGUAUUAAAGAAAAAAAAUAAUGAACUCAAAUCUAUUAUUAUAAAUCAAAAAAGUGUUUUAGAAACAGAAAAAAACACAUUUGAAAAUGAUAAAAAAGAACUAGCUAAUCAUUUAGCUAAAAAAAUGCAAAUGGUUGAUGAGUUAAAAACAAUGUUAGAGCGCACUCAAGAUGAUUUGCACGUUUCUAAAAAAAAAUUUAAAAGUACAGUUGCAGAGCUCACAAAAGAAUUAAAAAAGAAGAAUAUGGUUGAUACUUCAGUGGAAAUGAAAAUGAUAUUAGACAAGAUGGUCAAAUUACAGCAGGAAAAUGCUAGAAUUAGUGAAAAGUUAGAUUUUGUCGAAGAUCAUAAUGCACAUCUGCUCUUAGAGUUAAAGAAAAAAAGAAGUAUUAUUUUAAGGCAUGGGUUGUCUGAUAAAAAUACAUCAUUUUCUAAAACUAAUGAACAGAAGAACAAAAAGUAUUAGUUUACAUUCUAUGAUUUUAUUUUUGAUGCGAUUAUUAUUUUUAACUAAAUUAUAACUUAUCUAGUCCAUGUAUUUUGCAUUAAUACACUUAAAUUGUAAGCAUACAUAUUAUUAUUUUAUUGAAUUAUUGUAUAGUUUUAUCAACAUAUUAUUAAAAAUCAAUUAUUCCAAUGUGCAAUUUGUUGUUGUUUU